Molecule: messenger RNA, 2482 nt
Organism: Phanerochaete carnosa HHB-10118-sp
Lineage: Eukaryota; Fungi; Basidiomycota; Agaricomycetes; Polyporales; Phanerochaetaceae
Exons: 7
Coding region: 91-1890 (599 amino acids)
Cellular component (GO): cytosol
Molecular function (GO): asparagine synthase (glutamine-hydrolyzing) activity
Source: RefSeq, a predicted model, not a curated record
CCCGAGUCACGCUGAACAUCCUCCCCCUUCUCUCAUCCUCUCAUCCUCGACCACGUCCGCUCCCCAGGGUAACCAGCGUCGACCUCCACAAUGUGUGGAAUCCUCGCCGCUCACGGACUCGAGAAGCCUGCACAAGAUCGCACGCGUCUCAUUGCAUGCUCUAGGAAAAUUAGACAUCGGGGCCCGGACUGGUCGGGGUGCUAUGUCGGACAACAGUCGGUGCUCGUGCACGAACGUCUCGCCAUUGUCGGUGUUGAGUCUGGUGCUCAGCCUCUAGUGAGCGACGACGGGAAGAUCAUUCUUUGCGUCAACGGCGAGAUCUACAACCACACGAAGCUGCGCGAGGGACUCAAGACUCCCUACAACCUCAAAACGCAUUCUGACUGCGAGGUCAUCAUCCCCCUCUACAGGGAAUAUGGCAAAGAGCUCUGUAACAAGCUCGACGGCAUGUUCUCUUUCGUGCUACUCGACGAGUCCGUGUCACCUUCCCGCAUCAUUGCAGCGCGCGACCCGAUCGGUAUCACGACGCUCUACCAGGGCUGGUCUUCGAAGCGUCCAGGCGCAACGUACUUCGCGUCCGAGCUCAAGGCGCUCAUUAGCGAGUGCGACAACGUCAUCUCCUUCCCGCCUGGCCACGUCUACGACAGUGUGGACAACAGCACCGUGCGCUACUUCAAGCCCUCCUGGUGGAACGGCGACCUCGAUGGCCCCGAGGGGACGAUUCCCAACCAGUCCGUGAACCUCACCCGGCUUCGCGAGGCACUGGAGGCGGCAGUACGUAAACGGCUCAUGUCCGAGGUCCCGUAUGGCGUCCUGCUCAGUGGCGGGCUGGACAGCAGUCUUAUUGCGUCGAUCGCGGCGCGUGAGACAGAGAAGGUCGCGUUGGCACAGGCUGAGGUCCGGAAAAAGAAGCUCAGGGAGGCACAGAGCGGUCCUGCAUCGCCGGCUGACACCUAUCAUGAGAUUGACGAAUACGCUACUAUUGCAUCGUGGCCUCAGCUACACUCUUUCUCAAUCGGUCUCGAGAAUUCCCCCGACCUGCUUGCCGCACGAAAGGCAGCGCACUUCUUGGGCACUGUGCAUCACGAGUACGUUUUCACGGUUCAGGAGGGCCUCGAUGCUAUCCCGGACGUCAUCUACCACCUCGAGACAUACGAUGUUACCACCGUUCGCGCAAGUACGCCCAUGUACCUCUUGAGCCGUAAGAUCAAGGCUAUGGGUGUUAAGAUGGUGUUGUCUGGUGAGGGGAGUGACGAAGUUCUUGGAGGCUACCUUUACUUCCACAAAGCCCCCGACGCCACGUCCUUCCAUCAGGAAUGCGUGCGGCGCGUAAAGAACCUGCAUACUGCCGACUGCCUGCGCGCGAACAAGUCGACGAUGGCGUGGGGCCUCGAGGCGCGUGUGCCGUUCCUCGACAAGGCCUUCCUCGAGGUCGCGAUGAACGUCGAUGCGGCCGAGAAGAUGUUCAGCAAGGGCGCCGAGCAAGAGACCGACGCGGACGGCUGCCCGCGCAUGGAGAAAUAUAUCCUCCGCAAGGCGUUCGACUGCGCGCCCGACGGCAAGCCGUACCUCCCUCGCUCGAUAUUGUGGCGCCAGAAGGAGCAGUUCUCGGACGGCGUCGGGUACUCGUGGAUCGACGGAAUCAAGGAUUAUGCCGCGCAUGAAGUCUCGGACGAGGCGUUCGCCAAGCGUGCAGAACGCUGGCCACACGACACGCCAGAUACGAAGGAGGCGUACCACAUUCGCGAUAUCUUUGACAACCUCUUCCCUUCUGAAGCGGCCGCGAAGACCUCCGUUAGGUGGAUACCGAGAGGCGACUGGGGCUGCGCUUCAGAUCCUAGUGGCAGAGCUGUAUCUAUUCACACAGCGGCGUACGAGACGACCAGUUAAUUAGAUACAAGAACAGAGGCAGAGGCAGAGGCGAAGGACGAGAGCGAGAAAUAAAGAAUCCAGAGAGGUUGUAAUACAUCUUGACUCUAAUAGAGGGAAUGAACUACGGACUGUACUAGGACAAAAACACAUAAAGAGCGGUGCGGGAUGGGGGCAUCAUGCGAGCGGUGGUAUCAAGGAGCGAAAUGGGUGUCGAGCGAGCGAGUGAACGAUGGGAGAUACUAGGGUAUCCGAGCCAUAACACUGUAUGAGAUGCAAUGAACGGACGGGUGAGGUAGAUUAAGGGGAUAUGGAAAUGUAUGUGCAAUAACGAGGGUAAUUACGGUAUCAUUGAUAAUCGGGGAUACUCAGUGGCAAGACGUGGAGGAGAAAAAUCAAUAUCGAUGUUGCAGUGAUAGCAGGAGCAAGUCCGGAAAGAGAGACGUAUGUGCCGUGAAGAAAGGUCGUGAAGGGCUCCGUUAAAGCAGCGUUAAGGAGAAACGGAAGGGGAGAAGACGAGAUCCGUAGUCAUGAAAAGUCGUCUAAGGGUUAAGCCGGUUCAACGAAGGGUUUUGAGCUAGAAUCGACUUAUAGAAGCCGACCCCUGAAUCUU